Cucumis melo (muskmelon) is the source of this 1552-nucleotide messenger RNA. RefSeq names its product dehydrodolichyl diphosphate synthase CPT3. Bases 499 to 1380 code for a protein of 293 amino acids. NCBI's taxonomy places the organism in Eukaryota, Viridiplantae, Streptophyta, Magnoliopsida, Cucurbitales, Cucurbitaceae. The transcript is spliced from 2 exons. The record is from RefSeq and is a predicted model, not a curated record. Gene Ontology annotation, biological process: polyprenol biosynthetic process. Gene Ontology annotation, cellular component: endoplasmic reticulum.
UUGAAGUAUUUUUAGGAAGUAUCUUGAAUACCCAUUGACACAAAAUACAAAAUUGAAUGAUGUUUUUUAAGUCUUUAAAAGUCCAAUCGAGGUUAGCUAAUAUAGGUAUUAUGUUCUUCCUCUUUAGAACUCUUUAGAAGUGGGGGAGGUUGGAUAUCUCAUGUCCACUAUUGCAUUUGUUAGUGCUAAACAAAAAGGUCAUAUUUUGAUUUGGGCUUCGAAAUGGAGUUUCCAUGAGAAAACACCUUUAUUACGCACGCAAACCUUACGCCCUAAAUUGGAUUUUGUGGUAAUGGAAUUAUUUAGGGCACACGUUUUUGCUCCUUCCUUCUCUCUGCUUUUCUUCUUUCUUUCAACAUCCCAAUUCCUAUAUAUAUAUAUAUCAUGACACUGUUCCUAACUCCAACACACUCCCCAGGGCACUCUCCUCUCUUCUUCACUCCACAUUCCAACUCCAAGCGUCUUGGUGUGCGGUACACAUAAAGCAAUAAAAACAGAAUGGGAGUUGGAGAUGUGUGUACGAAUUUUUGGGUUAUACUUAAUCAGAUCUUUGAACAUGUUAUUAGUUUAUUUAGGAGAUUCACUUUUGUAGUUCUAUCGAUGGGUUCGAUUCCUGCUCAUGUUGCUUUUAUAAUGGAUGGGAAUAGGAGAUAUGCAAAGAGAAAAAAGCUGGCUGAAGGGGGUGGCCAUAGGAUUGGGUAUUUGGCUUUGACAUUCAUGCUCAAGUAUUGCUAUGAGUUGGGUGUGAAGUAUGUAACUAUUUAUGCCUUCAGCAUUGAUAAUUUUAAAAGAAGUCCAGAAGAAGUUCAAGGUGUCAUGGAUCUGAUGUUGGAAAAAGUUGAAUUGUUGAUUAAAGAAGAAAGCCUUGUGAACCAAUAUGGAGUUAGACUUCGUUUCAUAGGAAACUUAAAAUUAUUGAGUGCACCUGUGAGGGACGCAAUUGAAAGAGCUAUGGAAGUCACUAGAAACAACAACAAAGCAGAACUUUCCAUUUGUAUUGCUUACACUUCCACUGAUGAAAUUGUUCAUGCCGUUGAAAGGUCUUGUGAAGAGAAAUGGAAUGAGAUGAAUUCAAAAACUUCAAAUGGAGUAGGAUAUGGUUUCAGCAAAUUAGAUGUGGCUAAAAAUGGUGACAACUCCAUAACAUUAGCUGAUGUCGAGAAGCAUAUGUAUACUGCCGUUACUCCCGACCCCGACAUAUUAAUUCGCACGUCGGGAGAGGCUCGCUUGAGCAAUUUCCUUUUGUGGCAGACCUCUUCAUGUUAUUUGUAUUCUCCUUCCGCACUUUGGCCAGAAAUUAACUUUUGGUAUUUUCUGUGGGCUAUCUUGAACUUUCAAAGAAAUAAUCAUCAUUUGGUAAAGAAAAAGAAACAGUUAUAGUCUUCAUUACUAGUUGUCUUAAGGAAAUAGAUUUGAUUAAUUUUUAUUAAGGUUCAUGUUUAGUUUAGCCCUACUAUUAUUGGGUAAGUUAAUGUCACUCUAUUAUCUUCUUUUGGAACACAUCUUAUGUAUGUUGUAUACAAGUUAUGAUAAUCAUACAACGAUUUUCCCA